Messenger RNA from Ornithodoros turicata, 1135 nucleotides. RefSeq lists its product as uncharacterized. The record is from RefSeq and is a predicted model, not a curated record. Gene Ontology annotation, biological process: phospholipid metabolic process; arachidonate secretion. Bases 50 to 1045 code for a protein of 331 amino acids. Lineage: Eukaryota; Metazoa; Arthropoda; Arachnida; Ixodida; Argasidae. The transcript has 7 exons.
UAUAAAUACUCUUGCACUUGCUGCGCCCAAUCAAUUUCAUCUGAACACAAUGUUCAAUAUCCUUCAAGCUCUUUACGUUCCUUUCCUCUUCAUCAGCGUUCUGGGAGGCGCUGCUGCGGCGAGUGGAGGCUGUACUUCAACAACUAAUGCCUGGCAUGUGUCCCUUACGAGUACGAGGUUCGUUCUUGUAGCCGUGUUGCUUAAGGGAAGUGUCUACGCUGACACAUCAUCUAGCAGGGUUGCGCCAUUGGCAUUGCCGAGGUCUGACGUGGCGUCAGGUGACGACUUGGUAAAGAAAUGCAAAUCCCUGGAAGGAAGCGCAAAAGGCUUGAGUUCUCUGUUUAGCUUCUUUGGUGGUGGUGAAUGGGUACUCGGAGGAACGUCCUACUUCGUCUCAGAAGCGCAAAAGCAAGCAGUCAUGGAUUACACAGGCAAUUGUACCACACCUAAUGUUGGCCCUGUUCCGAAAAACGUGUUACUUAUCAAAUGGAACAAGGACGGGAAUUACAUAUAUCCAGGUACAAAAUGGUGCGGCGCUGGAAAUAUAUCCAAAGAAGGUGACCCGUAUGGAAAUGCCAAGGAGACAGACAAGUGUUGCGAAGAUCAUGAUAAAGCCGAGGAUUACAUAUUAGCGUCGCAAACACACCCUAACCAUACAGAGCUGAAAAACCCCAAACAAUAUACCGUAACCAACUGUAAGGAUGACAUAAAGCUCUUCAACUGCUUGUUACAAGACAAUUCCACAGACUCGUAUCAGUUUGGCCAAGCGUUUUUUGACGCUCUUGGGGUUCCUUGCUUUGCUCACACUCUCAAAGUAAGCUGCACUACCAGCUUGUUUUCUUCUACGAAAAACUGUGAGAUUAAAGAAAAGGAGAAAAAGGAGUGGGGAUUCCUCGAUCCUCCAAAUUUCUACGCUGCAUUCACGAAGAGAUGGUACCCGGAUAAGAAAACAACCACCAAAGAAGAGGAAGGCCGGGUGACGUGGAAGCAACUAUGCCAGAAGGAUACAGACCUGGAAUGCGGCAAAUAUGAUUUUCUCACGUAGAACAGAAGUGAAAUUACCCCUGUGCUUUAGGAAGCACCGUUUUAAUUUAAUGCAUCUCUAUGGAAUAAAGUUCGCAUUUUAAAACAUUGU